AUGGAGACCACAUUAGGCGAGACGUUCGUCGACAUAUUUAUUCCACUGUCGGCGGCUCUAGGCAUAGCGUUCGCUCUGUACCAAUGGGGUGUCGUGAGCCGGGUGAAGCUGACAGCGCCGCUGAGUGUGUACGGAUUGGAAGACGGACAGUCGGAUAACGUGGACCAGCAGAUCGCGGAGAUUCAACAUGCCAUUUCAACGGGCGCGACGUCGUUCCUAACAACGGAGUACAAGUACCUAGCGGUAUUCAUGGCGUUCUUCAGCGUCCUCGUCUUCCUCUUCCUCGGCUCCGUCAACUCCUUCAGCACGUCGUGGCAGCCAUGCACAGGCAACCCCUCGCAGCUCUGCGCGCCCUCGCUCGCCAACGCAUUCUUCACCACGGUUGCAUUCAUUCUAGGAGCGCUCACGUCGACGCUGUCCGGAUACUUGGGAAUGAAGAUCGCCACCUACGCCAACGCGCGCACGACAGUGGAGGCACGGCGCGGAAUCGGCCCAGCGUUCGUCGUAGCCUUCCGCUCAGGCGCAGUAAUGGGUUUCCUACUCGCCGCCAACGGACUCAUCGUGCUGUUCAUCACCAUCGUGCUCUUCCGCCUCUACUACGGCAACGACUGGGCGUCGCUCUUCGAGACCAUCACGGGGUAUGGGCUGGGCGGCUCCAGCGUGGCCCUGUUUGGGCGCGUGGGCGGAGGGAUCUACACCAAGGCGGCGGACGUGGGCGCGGAUCUGGUGGGGAAGGUGGAGAGGGGCAUUCCGGAAGACGACCCAAGGAACCCAGCGGUCAUCGCAGACAAUGUGGGAGACAAUACGCACAACUUCACCGCCAUGUGCUUCCCGCUGCUCGUCUCCGCGCUCGGCAUCCUCGUGUGCCUCUUCACCACGCUCUUCGCCACCGACUGGUUCCACGUCACUGAGGCCCGCCAUGUGGAGCCGCAGCUCAAGGCGCAGCUGCUGAUCAGCACGGUGCUCAUGACGCCGCUCGUGCUGGGGCUGUGCUAUCUGGCGCUGCCGGCGUCGUUUACCAUUGUGGUGGCGGGCGAGGAGGCGGACAAGACGGCGCAGAACUGGCAGAUCUUCUUCUUUCCAGCGAUGAGGGUUACCUUCCCCAUCUUCCCUCCCCUCUCUCCCCCUUCUCCCCCUCCCCCCAUUCCUUAUCCGCUUCCUCGCCCUACCCUUCCCUCCCCCAUCUUCCAUCCUCCACCCCCCUCGCCCCCCCGUCCCAUUCUCCCCCCGAACCCCAACAGCCCGGUACGAGACGUGGCAGACUCGUGCCGCACAGGGGCAGCCACAAACAUCAUCUUCGGACUAGCCCUGGGCUACAAGUCCGUAGUCGUGCCCGUCUUCGCCAUCGCCGUGGCCAUCUAUAUCAGCUAUGCCAUCGCCGCCAUGUACGGGGUGGCUCUGGCCGCCCUCGGCAUGCUCUCCACGCUCGCUACCAGCCUCGCUAUUGACGCGUACGGGCCGAUCUCGGACAAUGCCGGGGGGAUUGCAGAGAUGGCGGGGCUUGGAGCGGAUGUGAGGGAGCGGACAGAUGCGCUGGACUCGGCUGGGAAUACGACUGCUGCCAUUGGCAAGGGCUUUGCCAUCGGGUCAGCAGCGUUGGUGUCGCUGGCUCUGUUUGGAGCGUAUGUGAGCCGCGCACAGGUCACCAACAUCCUCAUCACCAACCCGCAGACCUUCGUGGGCCUGCUGGUGGGCGCCAUGCUGCCGUACUGGUUCAGUGCCAUGACCAUGAAGAGCGUCGGCAAGGCCGCUCUAGCCAUGGUGAACGAGGUGCGGCGGCAGUUUGACACCAUCCCGGGCCUCAUGGAGGGCACCGCCCGCCCCGACUACCACAAGUGCGUGCAGAUUUCCACCAAGGCGUCGCUCAAUGAGAUGCUGCCACCUGGCGCGCUCGUGCUGCUCGCACCGAUCAUCACAGGGGUUCUCUUCGGGACGGCAACGCUGGCAGGGCUGCUAGCAGGAGCGCUGGUGUCUGGGGUGCAGAUGGCGGUAUCGGCGAGUAACACGGGCGGCGCGUGGGACAACGCGAAGAAGUAUAUCGAAGCAGGGAUGUCGGAGCACGCGCAGUCGCUGGGGCCGAAGGGGUCAGAGGCGCACAAGGCAGCGGUGAUUGGGGAUACUGUGGGUGAUCCGCUCAAGGAUACAUCUGGGCCGUCGCUGAACAUUCUCAUCAAGCUGAUGGCUGUUGAGUCGCUGGUGCUGGCGCCUUUCUUUGUGGCGCACGGCGGGCUGAUUUGGGGCAAGUCCAAGUGA
Messenger RNA from Closterium sp. Naga37s-1, 2253 nucleotides. Lineage: Eukaryota; Viridiplantae; Streptophyta; Zygnematophyceae; Desmidiales; Closteriaceae. The record is from the annotation of a GenBank genome assembly.